AUAUCAAAUUGUGGCCUUGAGGGCAAACAUCGGAUUGUCUGUCUCACAUCUGUGUUACUUGUAACUUUCUUCGUUUACUUCCGUUGAUAAAUGUAAGUGGGUUCAAUGUGCUUUCUGGGUCUUUUUUUUCUUCUAAAUAAUCUCAAGGCUACUCACACCACCAGCACGUUAACGACUUUUAUGUUAGACGUAGACCUACCAGAUCUGACAGCCUCGAGGCUGCACGUUGUAAUCCAUAUUGGUCAACGCUAUAAUUUAUGGGCGAUCUUUGAGCAACGCUAACAUGGUCUUGAAAAUGUCCACCUACAUGAGGGUUAUAUAUUAGUGCAAGGAAUUAGUACUAGUAUUUACAGUUGAACGUUAAGGUUAGAAAUUAGAUUCAAUGUUUUUAUCACGAAUUGACAUCAGUUAUAGUGACGAAACGGUUUCUAGUCAAAUGAGUGAAUGGAUUUCGCGCCAAAAUUUAAGACCUAACUUAAAUCUGAUUUGUUCGUCCAUAAACUAUAGUCCCGUCGCCCCAUUUAUUAUAGUCGCCCAAUUGUUACGUCGCUGUAAUCCGCUGUGAGGCGAUCGUACGUGAGCAUCAGGUACUUAACUUGGUGCUGUUACAUUGAAAUCUCUCAAACUCUUCUGAUUGGCUCGUCCAUAUAUUAUAGUCUCGUCAAAUGAGCUUGAGAUUGAGUAGCUUUUUAAUGGCUUUGAAAAAACCAACUUGGAUCAAAAGUGUGAAGAGUCAGGGUUAUGAUCGAGAGUUAGGAGUUAGGUUUUUUUUUAUCAUGAACUGACGUCGGCUUUUAUGUCAAAAUGCUACUUAGGCUUCUGAAUGAAUGAACUUUGCACAAAAAUCUUUGACUUUCUGUUUUUAUUUUCAUUAGUCCGUCUAUAAAUUUUGGUUUUGGUGUACAAGCGUUUACACUUAAAAUACAGAUUUUUCAUACUAUAAUGUCCUACUCAUUUCGUCAUAUUUCAAUUUCAUGCGUUAUUCAAUAUUAACAUGAACACUUGAAUUUGUUAGUGUUAAAUACAUAGUUUACCGAUCAAAAAAUUAGCAGAGUUAUCCCGGUCACUUUAGGUUAAGUGAACUUAACGUUGUAAAUUUGCUAGUUAUACAUCAUUAAUCUCAUCUGGAAAGCUUUAAUGUAUAAUAAAGGUCAGUAACUAUUCAACCCAUAUUAAAUAAGAAUACCACGUCUUUAUUUCUAUCAGGGGCCUCAUUUUAUUCAUCCUCUUAAUUUAAUAGUGUUUCAUUUUUUGUUUUAGUUAUUUAUAUGAUUUUGGUUUACAUCCCUUUUACAACAGAAUAAAUUUUCUUGUACGAUAAUUUGAUACAUUUGUGUUUUUAAAUAUCUCUCAGAUUAUUUAAUAGUGUCUUCGCAAAUAUAUUUAUUUGUUUAUUACUUAGCCUUUGGGAAGAUUUGUCAUUCUACCCAUUUCAAAGUAUCGAAUAAUGUUCGAAGUAUUUGGUGGAGCAUUCAUCAGAAUGACUGUUAAGCUCACUUAUAGAGAGCCUGUAAGAUUUAUGGGAAGCCUAAACAAAGUUCUUUAUCCAUGGAUGAAUCGAAAAAAGCCAUUUUGGGUUACUCAAGAGGCUAGUCCUUAUGUAGAUGAAGAUAUUACAUCAGAAAACAAGACAUUUUUAGAACAACAGCGUAUAGAUUCAUUAACCAGUUCUACAAGCCCCGUCAUUACUGAACAACCGGCACAGGUACCAUGGAAACCAUAUGUUACACAAAGAUGCGGUCUUAUUGCAAUCAAGCUAGGAUUAUACCCACUGUGGACUAAAACUGGAAAGAAAAUCGACUGUACUAUUUUCCAGAUCCCUGACAAUCAUGCUAUUCGUUAUACACCUCCUUCAGAGAUCGACAAAUACAUCAGCCUACUACAUCCACGUCACUAUUGGCUAAAUAAUAAACGGCCUCCUUCCUGGAUAACUCAAAAACGUUGGGGUAUACAAUUGGUUGGAGCAGUUUCUGCUGACCCCAUCGAGUUCACUUCUGAGUGGUGUGAUUUAUUUAAAAAAGCUGGUAUACCACCAAAGCGUAAAAUAUCUCGUUUUUUGGUCAGCCCUGAUGCUGCUUUAAAACCUGGAACGCCUUUGAGUGUGCAUCAUUUUCGUGUAGGUGACCGUUUGGAUAUAACUGCAAGAACCACUAAUCGUGGCUUUGAAGGUGUUAUUGAACGUUGGGGAAUGAAAGGUGGACCUGCUGCUCAUGGUUCUACUAAAUUUCAUCGUAGAAUGGGAAGUAAUGCAGGAAUUGAAGGAGUAAUCCCUCGAGGCAAACGUAUGGCAGGUGUUAUGGGUAAUCGAUUCAGAAGCUUACGUGGUGUAAUGAUUGUGAGGAUUAAUCCAAAACUUGGACUUAUAUAUGUAACAGGUACAACACCAGGGCCUGUACAUGCCUACUGCCAUUUGAACGACUCUUGGUUAAGAAAUCGUCGACAUGAAUUAAAUGCUAAUCCACCUCCAGUUCCAACUUAUUUUCCUCCCUCUAUAGUAGAUGAAACUAAUUCAAAUCAACUCGAUCCAAGCUUGUGCCUUGAUGUUGAUGAUGAUUUUGAACAAGAUAUUUACCAUGAAUCAAUACAUCCAAGUUAUAGUCCUUCCAUUUCCUAUUCAGAAGACUCUAUUUGAAACGUGAUUUCUCUGUUAUAAGAAUGUACAUACAAUAUACCUUCAUAGUUUCC
This is a messenger RNA of Schistosoma guineensis, 2685 nucleotides long. The record is from the annotation of a GenBank genome assembly. NCBI's taxonomy places the organism in Eukaryota, Metazoa, Platyhelminthes, Trematoda, Strigeidida, Schistosomatidae.